Funneliformis caledonium is the source of this 477-nucleotide messenger RNA. NCBI's taxonomy places the organism in Eukaryota, Fungi, Glomeromycota, Glomeromycetes, Glomerales, Glomeraceae. The record is from the annotation of a GenBank genome assembly.
AUGCCAUCACCUUCAAGCUCCAGCUCUGAACGCUCCUUUAAUGAGGAAGAAAAUGGAAGGGAGGUUUCUACACCAGAUUCAGAUCUUAUUGAUCACGAAACAUUUGACCAGCUACUGGAGAUGGACGAUGACGAAGAUCGUGACUUUUCCAAAUCUAUAGUUUGGAAUUAUUUCGAACAAGCGGAAACGACUUUUGAUAACAUGGAUAAUGCUUUGGAAAAGCGAAACCUUGAUGAAUUGUCUAAAUUAGGACAUUUCUUGAAGGGUAGUUCCGCUGCCAUUGGGUUAACCAAAGUCAAGGCAUCUUGUGAAAAGAUGCAACAUUUUGGUAAUAUGAGAGACGAGACAGGGACGAAUACCAUUUCUGAAGAUGAUGCAAUCACAAAAAUUUCAACCUUAUUGGAAAAGGUUAAAGAUGAAUAUAGAGAGGCAGAAACUUACCUGAAAAAUUUCUAUACGGAACGAGAUAAUUUAUGA